ACCUGCGGUUCCUGGACUAUGAGAUGGCCAACUCCAACGAGUGCAAGCGUAACUUCGUAGCGGUGUACGACGGCGGAAGCUCGGUGGAGGACCUGAAGAACAAGUUCUGCUCCACGGUCGCCAACGACAUCAUGCUGACCUCCACGCUGGGAGUCAUCCGCAUGUGGGCCGACGAGGCCAGCCGCAAGAGCCGCUUCCGCAUCCUGUUCACCACCUACCAGGAGCCCCCGUGUGUAGGAGACGCCUUCUUCUGCCACAGCAACAUGUGCAUCAACAACACCCUGGUGUGCAACGGCAUGCAGAACUGCGUGUACCCCUGGGACGAGAACCAGUGUAAAGAGAAGAGGAAAGCCAACCUGCUGGACAACCUGAACAACACCAACGGCACCAUCAUCGGGGUGACGUGCUGCGUGGUGCUGCUGCUGCUCGUUGUCUCGGUGGUGGUGCAGGUCAAGCAGCCGCGCAAGAAGUACGUGCUGCGGCGCGAGGACCUGGACCCCACCGUGUUCCAGGAGGUGUUCGAGCCGCCGCACUACGAGCUGUGCACGCUGCGCAGCGCGCACGCCGCCGCCUCCGCCGACCUGGUGGACCUGGCCGAGGACUUCGAGAACUACCACGCCAUGCGCCGCGCGUCCUCGCGCUGCGUCCACGACCACCACUGCGGCUCCUCGCCCAACCCCGGCGGGGGGUUCGGGAUGGCGGCCCACCACCACCUGUCGCAGCUGUCGCUGAGCGGGCGGGGCAGCCGCGGGAACUUGAACGCGCGGGACGCGGCCGCGGCCGCCGCCCUGCUGUCGGACCUGGGGCCCCCCCACCCCCAGCAGCAGCACCACCACCAGCACCUCCACCAGCAGCAGCAGCAGCAGCACCUGGGGCCCCUGGCGGUGAGGCCCCUGCUGCCGGCCCCCGGGAACCGGCGCAGCAUCCUGGUGAUGAAGCACAGCUACUCCCAGGAGGCGGCCGAGCACGGCGGCGGCGACGGCGAGGACGACCUGGACGAGGUGCCCACCACCAGCCACCGCCUGGCGCGCCACGAGAAGGCAGUGCAGCGGUUCUGCCUCAUUGGCUCACUGAGCAAACAUGAGUCAGAGUACAACACAACUAGGGUCUAACAGACAAUCUCAAGACUUCUUGAGAAUAGUGCAAUCCUGGAUCAAUACGAACGGGCGUCAAUGAAAUAUGAAAAUAUGGAGCGGAAAUUUGCACCAGCAUGAUUCUGAUGAUGGUGAUGAAGGGACACUGGCCAAAAGGAUAUUGCAAAUGAAUUAAAGAGCAAGGAUGUAUGACGAGAACUAGAUGAGAAACCUAGUGUUGUGUUAGGGGAAGGAGCAUAAACUCUAGAACGGAGCGAAUAUUGAAACAUGGACUUUAGUCAAUAACGUAGUUUAUAACGUGUGUAGUUGAUGGCAGAUUGUCAAAGCCAAACUUGAAAGCUAUGGAUAUUUUAAAAGGAAUUUGUUUAUAAAACAACAUUUGGGAUAACAAAUGUUAAGGUUGAUAACAGGAUUCAAUUGAUUAAACAGCUUUGGAUUAAUCGAGCAUGCAUUUCUUAAGUUUGUAGCGUACAUGAUUUGAAUGAGAUAUGAUUAUCACUUGCAUUUUGUCAAUUCUUUGGAAUAUGAUGUGUUUAAAUGGUAAUGACUUCAAAUAAAUACAGUUUAUCACUAACCUCAUUCAAAUGUAAAAUUUUUGGAAUAGCCAAAAAUGACAAUUUUAGUACAAUAAUACAAGACAUAAUUGUAGGACAUAUGCAUGCUUUUAAUAUAUUAUUUAAACCAUUAACAGACUAACAUUGAGAUGUGAUAGCAUCAACUACGGUAAUAGUUAUUUGACAAUAACUUAAGCUAAUUAAAAAUAUUCUGAUUUAAUUGAAUUGCAUGCUAUAUAUUAACAAAUAAAAAGCCAACAUACAUCAGACCACCCAUUUUUAUUUUAAACCCCCCUUCAAAAGCCUUAACUAUUGAAAUAUUGUUUUGCAUUGUGGUUAAGUUCAUACAACUACUAACCACUUCGAAGAUGACUUUUUUUUUUUAUUCAAACCGACUUUUUUACUUAGACAAAUUGAAAGACGGAUGAUUUUUUGGGAUAUCUUCUAAGAUGGAUUUUAUGAUGCUUUGUUAAAAAAAGACUAAAAUAAAAAUAUAUAUUAUAUAAAACUAAUAAAUAAAGUUUGCCCUUCCUUUUGUUUGUUUAUCCACUUCUUUUGAGAGGGUGUGGUACCUGCGUCACGUAUCGUUGUUUUCUGGAGCUAUUACCUCGCAAUCAAUCAUCAACGCUUGUUAUUCAUGCUAUCAGAUUUCAACCUCUGAGAGAAUUAGAUAUUGCUCAUAUAUCAAAAUGAAUGACCGGAUAUAAACUAAGAUUUAAUUGAUACUGCAAAGUUGGAAAAUUGGGGUCCUAAAGAGGAAAAUCCAAUUUCGACUAUUUUGAUAAUUGAAUAAUUUUGUAAUUAUUUUAUCAAGCAGUUUUUAUCAAAAGUUACCGUUACUUGCAAUAAUCGUGUAUAAUAAUUGUAAACAUACACACAUACACACACACACACACGCACACACACUCCACUUCACUCCACACUUCACUCUGAAGUAAGUUUCAUGAAACCUCUAUCUGUCUACCUCUAUUGAUUUGUUUGUUUACCUAUCUGUAGUAUCGAGAUGUAUAUACAAAUAUCUAUAGUUUAUAUCUAUCUAUAUUUUCUAUAUAGACAUAUGUCUAUAUAUCUAUAUGUCUAUCCAUUUAUAACUCUCGAUGUAUGUAUUUGUGUUUGUCUCUCUCCCUACACAAUAUACAUCACACAACAUUUCAAAUGUGUGCGUUGUUUGACAUAACUGACACCUUACUUUAUUAUUAUGUGUGCAGUAAACACGCAAACACACACCUCUCGAAUAUCCACUUAUACCAGCACCUCCUCGCUUAUUUUGACCUUUCAUUUUCACACAUGGCGAGGUUUAGAGUUGAAUGUUAACAACAGUGGCCACUGGGAGAGAUAGGACCUGGGUGCGACUGGAAGUAAUGGUGUUUUCAUCUC
Molecule: messenger RNA, 3025 nt
Organism: Gadus morhua (Atlantic cod)
Lineage: Eukaryota; Metazoa; Chordata; Actinopteri; Gadiformes; Gadidae
Product: neuropilin and tolloid-like protein 1
Exons: 6
Coding region: 24-1112 (362 amino acids)
Molecular function (GO): protein binding
Source: RefSeq, a predicted model, not a curated record